GAUGAUUGUACCUUUUUGCCACCGACCAAUCUUCCGGCGAUAGCAUUUCGAAACCAGGGACUUAAGUCGGUUAUCGAAGCCGCUUUGAAUGAAACCGAAGGAGUCGCCUUCAGAUGGGACGCUUAUUAGAGACACAAUUUUGCACCUGAGCCCUCUGGAUUACAACGCUUGCCUACACUUGUGGUUUCCAGACCUCUGGAACUCCUUGACAAUGACUAAAUCGUUCACGGGAAACGUGAUGCCAGCCACGCAGAGCCACCCGAGUUGGACCGACGACUGCCUCGGCUCUCCAGACGCACGCGAAGCCGACCAGAAAGACGAGGAGAGCGAAGCCAUGCACCUGUCCGCCAAGGAGGACGAGGAUGGACUCGGGAAGGACCAGGUGGCGGGUGAGGUCGAGGAGGGGGAGGAUGAGGAGGAGGAGGAGGAGGUGAUAGAGGAGGACGAGGAGGAGGAGGAAGACGACGAGGACGAGGACGACGACGAGGAGGAGGGCGAGGAGGAGGAAGGGGAAGAUGAAAACCAGAAACCCAAGAGGCGAGGACCCAAGAAAAAGAAGAUGACUAAAGCCAGGGUGGAGAGGUUUAAAAUGAGGAGGAUGAAAGCCAACGCCAGGGAGAGGAACCGCAUGCACGGCUUGAACGCCGCCCUGGACAACCUGCGCAAAGUGGUGCCCUGCUACUCCAAGACCCAGAAGCUCUCCAAGAUCGAGACGCUCCGACUGGCCAAGAACUACAUCUGGGCUCUGUCGGAGAUCCUGCGCUCGGGCAAGAGCCCGGACCUGGUGUCAUUCGUCCAGACGCUUUGCAAAGGCUUGUCCCAGCCCACCACCAACCUGGUGGCCGGCUGCCUCCAGCUGAACCCGCGCACUUUCCUCCCGGAGCAGAACCAGGACCUGCCGCACCUGCCGGCGGCCAGCGCUUCCUUCCCGGUGCUGCCUUACGCCUACCAGUCGCCCGGUCUUCCCAGCCCGCCUUACGGGACCAUGGACAGCUCCCACAUCUUCCACGUCAAGCCGCACAGCUACGCGGCAGCUCUGGAGCCCUUCUUCGAGAGCGCCCUUACCGACUGCACCAACACCACCAACCCGUCCUUCGACGGACCCCUGAGCCCGCCCCUGAGCAUCAAUGGGAACUUCUCCUUCAAACACGAGCCGUCUCAGGAGUUCGACAAGAACUAUAGCUUCACCAUGCACUACCCAGCCGCCUCUCUGGCCGGUUCCCAGGGCCACGGUUCCAUGUUUGCCACCCCUACAAACCCUCGGUGCGAGAUCCCCAUAGACAACAUUAUGUCCUUUGAUUCCCACUCGCAUCACGAGCGAGUCCUGAGCCAUGCCCAGCUCAGUGCCAUCUUCCACGAUUAAAAGAAUGAAAGAAAACAAAAGAAACAGCAACAACACACAAAAAAAAACACUUCUUGGAAGCCCAGGAUAACCGACGGAGUUCUCGUCAAGGAAACCGAUUCCCUCGUCCUUGCUUUCCUCGGAAUCGCUUGUUUACACGCUGCAGCGUUAUUUGUAUCGCCGCUGCCACUCGCAAGUGUUUCACGCUUAAACCCUAGUCAGUUGUAUUUAUUAUUGUUACUGCCUUUAGGAGAAACGGGGCUGGACGAGUUCCUGUUGACCUUUCUACAAUACUCUACUAGCGCUUCUCUCUGCGGGCUACAUAAGAAAGUCGAUGUAGCGAUGUAUUCAGAUAAUGGUAAUUACUGAUCCACACGACAAAAUCACGAGCAAUAAUUAGGAAUCUAUGCAAUUUUUAAACUAAUAAUGGGCCAAUUUAAAAAUAUAUUUUUCAACCAACAUUUUACUACUAUUACCUUUCCCAUGCUGAAUUAUUUUGUUGUGAUUUUUGUACAGAAUUUUUAAUGAACUUUUUAUAAGGUCGAUUUCCUAUUUUAGCCAUGCAGCUCCAUCACUGUUUUUUAUAUAUAUAUAUAAAAAAAAGUAGGAUUAUCUAUGAUUUAUACAAGAAUAAUUUAACUAGUUUUUAACCAGCAGGAAAAGUGCUUAGAAUAAUAUUCUGUUGCCUUAGCACUUCUUUCCUAUAUAUAAAAAAAAUCAUGCAAGGUUGCACAAUCUUGACAAAUUAUUUCCCCACUUCAGUCUUUUUCUGGUAUGAAAACAACCCACUAAACAAGCAGGGUGCAAAUCGAAAACAAAUAAAAGUCUUGUCUUUAGCCUAUCAUAUCAAAAAAGGAUUUAACAGUUGCACAAAACAUGUAUAUAGGAAUCCAAUGCCAAUUUUCAGUUCCUUAAGACGGUUGCUUGACUAUCACAAACCAUUUGCACUGUUAUUUAUGAAAAACAACGCGCUCAUCAAAAUUCGUAUAAUACUAUUGGAACAGCGAGGAUAAUUUGACUCCCAAACCAGCGAAGGAACAGUUUGUUCCAUGUAUCAGCUAAAUGACUUCACACAACACACACACACAUACAUACAUACACGCACCCAGUGUCUUAUCAUAUCUGAGAGUUAAACUACAGCUAUAAUCAGGCUUAUUAAUGUUGGGCUAUAUAUUAGUUACUUAGUACAGUAGUUAAAAUCUCACAUUUAUUCCGUACUUAGAACAAUAGAUAUUGCAUGUACAAUGCAGUCCAGAUGAAGUGCUGUUAAAGUGUAAUGCUGGUUCAACUGGAAGAAAUUGGUACUGUAAUUUUGUUUGUAACCCUGUAUAUUAAUGAUGUAAUGCCACAAAACAUUUGGGGGAAUGAGACUCAGACCCAUCCAGUCAUUUAUUGAAAUAGUAUUGCUCACCUUUGUCAAAUGUUGCAUUUUCAUUGAAUGUGAUUUUUUUUUUCUUAGUGGAUGUAAUUCCUAUGGGAUUAUUGUUUUACUCCGGUAGCUCAUGAAAAAAGGUGCAGAAAAAAAUAUUAUUUGUAGAAUAAAAGUUGAUU
Molecule: messenger RNA, 2893 nt
Organism: Callorhinchus milii (elephant shark)
Lineage: Eukaryota; Metazoa; Chordata; Chondrichthyes; Chimaeriformes; Callorhinchidae
Gene: neurod1
Product: neuronal differentiation 1
Exons: 2
Coding region: 89-1363 (424 amino acids)
Biological process (GO): regulation of DNA-templated transcription; nervous system development
Molecular function (GO): protein dimerization activity
Source: RefSeq, a predicted model, not a curated record